This is a messenger RNA of Adineta steineri, 378 nucleotides long. The record is from the annotation of a GenBank genome assembly. NCBI's taxonomy places the organism in Eukaryota, Metazoa, Rotifera, Eurotatoria, Adinetida, Adinetidae.
AUGGCAACAUCAAGUAAUGAGCUACUCUGUACUACAUGCGAAAAAGUAAAAGCAACAUUAAAAUGUGCAGGAUGGUCACAAGAUUAUUGUUAUGAUCAUUUGCGAGACCAUCGACAAGAAUUAAAUGUACAAUUAGAUCAUAUUGGAAAUAAUUAUAAUCAUUUUCGACAACUAUUUAAUAAAUAUAUAAAUAAUUCACAAAUACAUGCUUUUAUUCAACAAAAAGCAAAUGAAUGUAGAGAAUUAUUGACAAAGCAUAUUAAUGAAAAUAUACAUCAUACUGAAAUUAAUUUAAAUAAACAAACUGAUCAAUUAAGUAAUAUUGUUAAAAAAAAUGAUUUAAAUGAACUUAAUGAAAAAUUAAAAGAAUUAGAAUGA